Messenger RNA from Trichoderma virens Gv29-8, 1164 nucleotides. RefSeq lists its product as uncharacterized. The transcript has 2 exons. Lineage: Eukaryota; Fungi; Ascomycota; Sordariomycetes; Hypocreales; Hypocreaceae. Gene Ontology annotation, molecular function: FAD binding. The record is from RefSeq and is a predicted model, not a curated record. The coding region runs from base 1 to 1164 and encodes 387 amino acids.
AUGUCAGUCCCAGAAAUUGCGAUUAUUGGAGGUGGCCCUAGUGGCCUUGCCUUUGCCCGGCUGUUGGAAGUCAAUAAAAUAGACUAUGUUGUCUAUGAACGAGACGCAACCUCAAAAGUAGAGGGUCAAGGAGGUUCUCUUGACAUUCACGGGAAAACUGGCCAACUCGUUUUGAAGGAAGCCGGAUUGUUUGACGAGUUCAAGAAGUAUGCGCGCUGGGACGCCACCAAAACACUUAUUCAAGACAAAACUGGAACUACGCAGCUUGUGUUUGGCGAAGAACAAGAUUCUCCGGAAAUUGAUCGCGCUUCACUGCGCAAAAUUCUUCUCGAAUCUAUCCCACCAAGCAAGAUCAAAUGGAAUCAUGAGGUUGGCAGUAUCGAGAAGUUUGACUCUGGCGAAAUUUCUAUCAACUUCAAGAAUGGUAGCUCUGUCAAAGGGUUCAAACUUGUUGUUGGCGCAGAUGGAGCCUGGAGCAAAGCAAGACACUUGCUCACUUCUGCAAAGCCUCAAUACUCGGGAAAACAUUAUCUUGAAGCCAAGAUUUCCAAUUCAAACCCGUUCCAUCCAACCAUUGCCGAAAAGGUCGGCAGUGGAAACCUCAUCGCAAUGGGAGAAGCAAAGCAAGUUUCAGCGCAGGCGCAGGGAGACGGAUCUUACCGUAUUUAUCUGGGUCUAACCGUGGCUGAGGACUUUGCGACAAAUGGGCCCGUGGAUCUCUCCAAGGCAGACGGAGAGGCUGCACGCAGUCAUUUCGUCACCAAUGCCGACUUCUUCGGCACUUGGGGUUCUCCGCUAAAAGACAUCAUUACAAACUCUGAGGGCGCCUUCAGGCCCUGGCCGCUUUAUCACCUCCCAUCCGAAGCGCUAUCUUGGACUCCAGUUCCAGGUAUUACCGUCAUCGGUGAUGCAGCUCACGUAUCUACACCAUUUGUGGGAGAGGGCGUCAAUUGUUCAAUGUAUGACUCCUUGGUACUAACAUCUCAAAUCGUGGAGCGCGGUUUGGAUCAGCUUGGUGCCGCAGUUGAGGCCUAUGAAAAAGAGAUGUUCGAACGUGGAAAAGAUUUGAUCGAACGAAGCAAUGGCAGCGCAAGCCUUUUAUUUGCGCAAGACGCCCCCAAGCCUCUACUGGAUGUUUUGAACGCUUCAAAGCGGGAUGUCUGA